This is a messenger RNA of Sinocyclocheilus grahami, 2584 nucleotides long. Its product is annotated as protein phosphatase 1H-like. The record is from RefSeq and is a predicted model, not a curated record. Gene Ontology annotation, molecular function: [pyruvate dehydrogenase (acetyl-transferring)]-phosphatase activity. Gene Ontology annotation, biological process: protein dephosphorylation. Gene Ontology annotation, cellular component: mitochondrion. Bases 254 to 1774 code for a protein of 506 amino acids. The transcript has 9 exons. Lineage: Eukaryota; Metazoa; Chordata; Actinopteri; Cypriniformes; Cyprinidae.
UUUAUUUAUGCAUGCAUAUACAGUGAUGGUAUCAGGUGGUACUCAUGGACAGUAAAGGUUUUUUUACGCAGACAGCAAGGAAGUGAAAUAAAUGAGAACAGUAUGAGGGUCAAAGUCACCGAAGUGACCCAAUGACCCGCGACAGGACUGUCACGUGGUGAUGUUCAUUUCCGCCGUGCUGAAGGUGCGUUCACUGCGCAGUCCGUGACCACACACACACACACACACACACACACACACCAUCACCAUCAUCAUGAUGAUAACACGCGUGCGGUCCGCGGUCUCCAGCAUCAUCGGCGGCAUCAUGGCUUCGGGUUCCAGCGCGCACGAGAACCAUCCCGAUCUGCCGCUCCGGUUCCCGUACAGCAGGCCGGAUUUCCUCGCGCUGUCACCGGACGAGGUGGAGUGCUCCGCGGAUCACAUCUCCAGACCCAUCCUCAUCCUCAAGGAGAUGAAGCUGCCCUGGGCCGCCGGAUACGCGGAGGUGAUCAAUGCAGGUAAAAGUGCCCUAAAUGAGGACCAGGCGUGCUGUGAGGUGGUAGAGCUCAGGAAAAGACCCGCAGACCCAUCCAGCCCCAGCUACACGCCCACCAGGAGACGCUCCUCGCUGCCCAGCGCAGACGUCCUGGAGUGCAUCGACAGCACAGAGGUGAAGGAACAGAACUUCCACUACUGGGCUCUGUUUGACGGUCACGGCGGCUCCGGAGCCGCAGUUUUCGCAGCCAAGUUCCUCCACCUCCACAUCGAGGAGCAGCUGCAGGAGGUGCUGGAGAUCCUGCAGAACCCGUCUCUGCAGCCACCCACCUGUCUCGGCGAGGAGAACCCCAUCCACCAGCUCCACCCGUCUGCCGGCUGCUCCCAGCGAGGCCUGUCGCGGGCCGCGUCGCUCAGAGGGGCCGCCGGGGCCCCGGGGUCCCCUAAUACAAUGGCCCCGCGGUUCUUCAUGGAGAAGAAGAUCAAACAGGAGAGUCUGGUGGUGGGAGCAAUAGAGAAUGCCUUUAAGGAGAUGGACGCUCAUAUUGCUCGAGAGAGGAUGGUUUACUCGAUAUCUGGAGGGUGCACUGCUUUAGUGGUGGUGUAUUUACUUGGAAAACUGUAUGUGGCCAAUGCCGGUGACAGCAGGGCUCUGAUCAUCCGUGGAGGAGAGAUCAUUCCCAUGUCCAGCUCCUUCACUCCUGAAUCGGAGCGCCAGAGACUUCAGUUCCUGGCUCACCUGCAGCCGUCUCUGCUGGGAAACGACUUCACGCACUUGGAGUUUCCCAGAAGGGUCACGAAAAAAGAGCUCGGGAAGCGGAUGCUGUACCGAGACUUCACCAUGAACGGAUGGGCGUACAAAACAGUCCAGGAGGAAGAUCUGAAGUUUCCACUCAUAUACGGAGAAGGAAAAAAGGUAAGACAACAGUUAGACACUUCACAGCUGACAGAAACCACAGCUCGCUCGUUCAUGACUGUCGACGCUCUGCAGGUGAAGAUCUAUAACCUCUCUCAGUUUGAGCACGGCGCCGAUGACGUCAUGAUCCUGGCUACAGAUGGACUCUGGGACGUGCUGUCCAAUCAGGAAGUGGCAGAGGCGGUAUCUGGUUUCCUUGGAAACUGUGACCCUGAUGACCAGCACAGGUACACAAUGGCAGCUCAAGACCUGGUGAUGAAGGCCAGAGGUGUCUUGAGGGACCGAGGCUGGAGAAUCGCCGGAGACCGGCUCGGCUCUGGAGAUGACAUCUCGGUCUUCAUAAUUCCCCUAAUGCACGGCAUAAAACAGCCUCCACCAAGCUGACCAAUCAGAACGCAGGGCACCAACCGAAUCGGCCCGAAUCCGUUCCUGACCCAACAUUCAGAUGCUCAGACAACGUCCUGCUGGAGUUUAUGGAUCCCGCUGUGCGUUUGAACUCAUUUACAAUACGAACACUUGCUUUUAAGAGUUAGAAGUCGACAAAUGCUGACUUUGAAGACCCACGUCAACGUUCCCUACCUCCGCGUGGGUUGGUGGUAUAUAAAUUAUAACUUUGCACAAUGACUAAAGUUGGGUCCGGUUCUUUGGAGUUCUCCGUGGACAGAUGCGCAGCAUCCGCAGUUUGUUUAUCCGCACACAUCUGGCAGCUAGGCGGAACCAACCAUGUUUGGCUUUUCCUUUCAGGAUAUUAAUUUAUCCUCUGAAUGUUUAGUUUGCGGUUUUCUUUUUUGCAUUCCCUGAGAAAAAUAAUCAAAGCAAUUCUGGCUGUUACUUGUGCAUCCUGUUUUCAAAAGACUGCAAGUUACUGUAAACGAUAAGGUAUUUGUUUCCCCUGUGCUCUGUACAUUUGCAAUAGGUACUAAGCUAAAUAAUGCCGAUCUGAUCACGGUAAGAUUUUUGGGAUGAUGCAUUUUUAAGGAACAAUAAAUCUCGUAUCCGAUAAAUAAGUCUCGUGUACGCCGACCAUUCCCAUUAACACCUAGCUGCAAUCUGUUCUCCGGAGCUUCUGAGGUUCGGUGAGCUCUGACUUAUACAUCAUGUUCACAGUGGCACCUUCCUCUUCUACAGCACAAACCCGCUGUGAGCAUUUGGAAAGGCUUUCACACACACACGCACUGAUACACACACACACUC